AUGUGUGAGUGUCUGCGUGGGAUAUUCAGAGUCACCUGGACACCCUCCUCAGACGCAGACUCUGACAGAGAAUUAGAGGACAGUCAUGGUACCACCCAGACCAAAGAUCCAGCUGUAAAGGACAAAAGGAAGUCUCCCCCCUCGGAUGGGCCUCCAUCUGCCCCAAAUCUCAGUGCACACCAUAGCAGCUUUCUAGAGGAACAGGAGAGCCCAGAGAGAAUUGUUCAGAAGGAGAAACUCCAUGCAGAACUAAAGCAAGUCCUGAGCCAGAAGAGAAGCCAGCUGAAAGAGACUCAUUCUGCUUAUGCAGAUAUGGAUCCUCCUCCAAAAGAUGGUGCAAAACUGGAGGAGAGCCAAGGCCCGGAGUUGGUAGAAGUGGUCGUGGAGACUGAGGCUGAGGCUGGAGCCAGUGGGUACAGCGUGGUUGGUGGAGGGGAGAAGGGCAUCUUUGUAAAAGAGGUCCUGAAAGACUCUCCAGCAGCAAAACAUCUCAGCCUUCAGAAAGGGGACCAGCUGCUAAGUGCAAGAGUGUACUUUGAAAAUGUGAGAUAUGAAGAUGCUCUGAAGAUUCUUCAGUGUGCAGAACCUUACAAAGUCUCCUUCUGCUUGAAGCGAACAGUGCCUGGAAGUGAAGUCAGUAUACAUCCAGGUGCAACCAACCUGGAAGUUAGAGGACCUAAGGCCAAGAUGCCAAAAAUGAGUGUGAAAAGCAUCAAGCCCUUUAAGGCCAAGAGAAAGAGAGGAGGAAGAUUUGGUUUGAAAAGGCUGAAAGAGAACAAGAAAGCAAGAGCCGGAGCAGAAUUGGAUAUUGAGAGUUCACCUGCUAGACUGGCCCAUAAUCCUGUUGAUGUCGAAUUUGCAUUUCCAAAAUUUAAGCUAAAAAAAGGUGGGAAAGCCUCUGCAGGAUUGGGCCAGCAGGAAGGAGUGAUAGCUACUAGUGGAAAGAAGAGGAAGAUCAGGUUUCCUAAGAUGAGAGCAAGGGACAAUGCCAGGAGUGAAAUGGAUGUCAGUAUGGACAUAGCAAUGCCAGAAGGACAUAUGGAGUUGUCUGGAGGAAAAUUUAAGGCCAAGGGAAAAGGCCAAAAGUUUGGAAUAAAUUUACCUAAAGCCAAAAAAUCAAAAGUAGAAACUGCACGAUCAGAGGACAAUUUAGCACUCAAAGCAUCUGAUCCUAAAUUCAGACCACCUUCAGUGGAAUUUGAUUUAAAUUUUCCACAGGGAAAACUGGAUCCUGGAAUUGAAAAAGAAGGUACUGGAGCAGAUGACAUGGAAAUAAAACCACCGACUGUCGAUUCUGAUGGUCCAGGUAUUAAGAUGAGAAUUCCGAAGCUAAAACUGCCAAAAGUCAGGCUUUCAAGACACUCUGAUGAAGUUGAUACUAACACAAUUCCUGAAGAUUCUGAGAAAGCCAAAAUUAAGUUACCAUCAGUUGAGAUUCAAGCUCCAAAAUUGGAGUUGGAUUUGCAUGUCCCAAAAACUAAAGGAGCUGUUGAUUUACAGGUAACAGAGGCAGCACAGUCAGAUAUCAAUGUUAAAGGAGCUAAGAUCAACAUACCCGAAGUUGAUAUAUCUCUGCCAAAACUGAACCUCGAUUCAGCAGCAAAGAAUGAAGAUGAGGUAGAUGGGUCCAUAAUUAAAGGACCUAAAGUUGUUUUGCCCAAACUUGACUUCUCUAUGCCAAAAACUGAAUCAUCAGAUGGUGGAAAGAUAAGUGUUCCAGUAAUAGAUAUCUCCCUUCCAAAGAUGACAUCUGGUAAAGUAGCUAGUGAGGGGGGUCAGUUUCAAAUGCCAAAUAUUGAUAUUUCCAUUCCAAAAAUUAAAAAAACCCAUGGUGAAAGGAGUAUUGAGGGACCUGAAGUCAAAGGUGGAAAAUUUGCCAUGCCAUCCAUUGAUAUUUCACUUCCAAAAGGAAAAGUGGAGGGAGACAUUGAGCUGAAAGGUGACAAUGAAAAGGGAGGGAUGUUUCAAAUGCCCAAAGUUGACAUUUCUAUGCCUAAAUUAACAUCAGCAGAAGGUGAAAUUGAGAUUGAGGGACCUGAAGGCAAGGGUAAGAAAUUCCAUAUGCCAUCCAUUGAUAUUUCCCUCCCAAAAGGAAAAAUGGAGGGAGAUAUUGAUAUUGAAGGCCCAUCUGCAAAAGGAGGAAAAUUUCAAAUGCCCAAACUUGAUAUUUCUUUGCCCAGCAUCAGAUCACCUGAAGGUGAGAUGAGUGUUCAGGGACCGGAAGUCAAAGGUGGGAAGUUUGAAAUGCCAUCCAUUGAUAUUUCACUACCCAAAGGGAAAGUGGGGGGAGACAUCGACAUUACUGGGUCAUCUGGAAAAGGCAAAAAGCUUCACAUGCCAAAAAUUGAUCUCUCUCUUCCAAAAAUGGAAUUACCUGGUGAAAUCAACAUUGAAGGACCUGAAGUCAAAGGAGGGAAAUUUGCCAUGCCAUCCAUUGAUAUUUCACUUCCAAAAGGAAAAGUGGAGGGAGACAUUCAGCUCAAAGUCAAAGGUGGGAAGUUUGAAAUGCCUUCCAUUGAUAUUUCACUACCGAAAGGAAAAGCGGGGGGAGAUAUCGACAUUACUGGGUCAUCUGGAAAAAGUGGAAAGCUUCACAUGCCAAAAAUUGAUCUUUCUCUUCCAAAAAUCAAAUUACCUGGCGAUAAGAAGUUCCAUAUGCCAUCCAUUGAUAUUUCCCUCCCAAAAGGAAAAAUGGAGGGAGAUAUUGAUAUUGAAGGCCCAUCUGCAAAAGGAGGAAAAUUUCAAAUGCCCAAGUUUGACAUUUCUUUGCCCAGCAUCAAAUCACCUGAAGGUGAGGUCAGUGUUGAGGGACCGGAAGUCAAAGGUGGGAAGUUUGAAAUGCCAUCCAUUGACAUUUCCCUACCCAAAGGGAAAUUGGAGGGAGACAUUGAUGUUGACAGUCCUUCAGGAAAAGGUGGUAAGCUUCACAUGCCAAAAAUUGAUCUUUCUCUUCCAAAAAUGAAAUUACCUGGAGGUAAAAUCAAUGUUGAGGGACCUGAAGUCAAAGGAGGGAAAUUUGCUAUGCCAUCCAUUGAUAUUUCACUUCCAAAAGGAAAAGUGGAGGGAGACACUGAGCUGAAAGGUGACAAUGAUAAAGGAGGGAUAUUUCAAAUGCCCAAAGUAGACAUUUCUAUGCCACAGUUUGCACCAGUAGAAGGUGAAAUCGAAAUUGAGGGACCUGAAGGCAAGGGUAAGAAAUUCCAUAUGCCAUCCAUUGAUAUUUCCCUCCCAAAAGGAAAAAUGGAGGGAGAUAUUGAAGUUGAAGGCCCAUCUGCAAAAGGAGGAAAAUUUCAAAUGCCCAAGUUUGACAUUUCUUUGCCCAGCAUCAGAUCACCUGAAGGUGAGGUCAGUGUUGAGGGACCGGAAGUCAAAGGUGGGAAGUUUGAAAUGCCAUCCAUUGAUAUUUCACUACCCAAAGGGAAAAUGGAGGGAGAUGUUGAUGUUGAUGGGUCUUCAGGAAAAGGUGGUAAGCUUCACAUGCCAAAAAUUGAUCUUUCUCUUCCAAAAGUGAAAUUACCUGGAGGUAAAAUGAAUGUUGAAGGACCUGAUGUGAAAGGAGGGAAAUUUGCCAUGCCAUCCAUUGAUAUUUCACUUCCAAAAGGAAAAGUGGAGGGAGACAUUCAGCUCAAAGGCUCAUCUGCAAAAGGAGGAAAAUUUCAAAUGCCCAAAUUUGAUAUUUCUUUGCCCAGCAUCAAUUCAUCUGAAAGUGGAAUCAGUGCUGAGAGACCAGAAAUCAAAGGUGGGAAGUUUGAAAUGCCAUCCAUUGACAUUUCACUACCGAAAGGAAAAGUGGGGGGAGAUGUUGAUGUUGAAGGCCCAUCUGCAAAAGGAGGAAAAUUUAAAAUGCCCAAAUUUGACAUAACAUUACCCAAUGUCAAAUCACCUGAGGGUGGGGUCAGUGUUGAGGGACCUGAGUUCAAGGGAGGGAAGUUUGAAAUGCCAUCCAUUGAUAUUUCACUGCCGAAAGGAAAAGUGGAGGGAGACAUUAAUGCAAAUGGCUCUUCUGGAAAAGGAAGAAGGCUUCACAUGCCAAAAAUUGAUUUUUCUCUUCCAAAAAUGAUUUUACCUGGAGGUAAAAUGAAUGUUGAGAGACCUGAAGUCAAGGGAGAGAAAUUAACCAUGCCGUCCAUUGAUAUUUCAGUUCCUAAAGGAAAAGUGGAGGGAGAUAUUGAUGUUGACGGUUCCUCUGGAAAAGGUGGAAAGCUUCACAUGCCAAAAUUUGACAUCUCUCUUCCAAAAAUGAAAUUACCCGGCAGCAAAAUCAAUGUUGAAGGACCUGAAGUCAAAGGAGGGAAAUUUGCCAUGCCAUCCAUUGAUAUUUCACUUCCAAAAGGAAAAGUGGAGGGAGAUGCUGAUGUUGAAGGCCCAUCUGCAAAAGGAGGAAAAUUUCAAAUGCCCAAGUUUGACAUUUCUUUGCCCAGCAUCAAAUCACCUGAAGGUGAGGUCAGUGUUGAGGGACCGGAAGUCAAAGGUGGGAAGUUUGAAAUGCCAUCCAUUGAUAUUUCAUUACCCAAAGGAAAAAUGGAGGGAGAUGUUGAUGUUGGUGGGUCUUCAGGAAAAGGUGGAAAGCUUCACAUGCCAAAAAUUGAUCUUUCUCUUCCAAAAAUGAAAUUACCUGGAGGUGAAAUCAAUGUUGAAGGACCUGAUGUGAAAGGAGGGAACUUUGCCAUGCCAUCCAUUGAUAUUUCACUUCCAAAAGGAAAAAUGGAGGGAGAUAUUGAAGUUGAAGGCCCAUCUGCAAAAGGAGGAAAAUUUCAAAUGCCCAAGUUUGACAUUUCUUUGCCCAGCAUCAAAUCACCUGAAGGUGAGGUCAGUGUUGAGGGACCGGAAGUCAGAGGUGGGAAGUUUGAAAUGCCAUCCAUUGACAUUUCACUACCCAAAGGAAAAGCAGAAGCGGGUAUUGAUGUUGAUGGGUCUUCAGGAAAAGGUGGAAAGUUUCACAUGCCAAAAAUUGACCUUUCUCUUCCAAAAGUAAAAUUACCUGGAGGUGAAAUCAAUGUUGAGGGACCUGAUGUGAAAGGAGGGAACUUUGCCAUGCCAUCCAUUGAUAUUUCACUUCCAAAAGGAAAAGUGGAGGGAGAUGCUGAUGUUGAAGGCCCAUCUGCAAAAGGAGGAAAAUUUCAAAUGCCCAAGUUUGACAUUUCUUUGCCCAGCAUCAAAUCACCUGAAGGUGAGGUCAGUGUUGAGGGACCGGAAGUCAGAGGUGGGAAGUUUGAAAUGCCAUCCAUUGACAUUUCACUACCCAAAGGAAAAGCAGAAGCGGGUAUUGAUGUUGAUGGGUCUUCAGGAAAAGUUGGAAAGUUUCACAUGCCAAAAAUUGACCUUUCUCUUCCAAAAGUAAAAUUACCUGGAGGUGAAAUCAUUGUUGAGGGACCUGAAGUCAAAGGAGGGAAAUUUGCCAUGCCAUCCAUUGAUAUUUCACUUCCAAAAGGAAAAGUGGAGGGAGACAUUCAGCUCAAAGGUGACAUUCAAAAAGGGGGAACUUUUCAAAUGCCCAAAGUCGACAUUUCUAUGCCGAAAUUGACAUCAGCAGAAGGUGAAAUCGAGAUUGAGGGACCUGAAGGCAAGGGUAAGAAAUUCCAUAUGCCAUCCAUUGAUAUUUCCCUCCCAAAAGGAAAAAUGGAGGGAGAUAUUGAUAUUAAAGGCCCAUCUGCAAAAGGAGGAAAAUUUCAAAUGCCCAAGUUUGACAUUUCUUUGCCCAACAUCAGAUCACCUGAAGGUGAGGUCAGUGCUGAGGGGCCGGAAGUCAAAGGUGGGAAGUUUGAAAUGCCUUCCAUUGAUAUUUCAUUACCCAAAGGAAAAAUAGAGGGAGAUGUUGAUGUUGGUGGGUCUUCAGGAAAAGGUGGUAAGCUUCACAUGCCAAAAAUUGAUCUCUCUCUUCCAAAAGUAAAAUUACCUGGAGGUAAAAUGAAUGUUGAAGGACCUGAUGUGGAAGGAGGGAAAUUUGCCGUGCCAUCCAUUGAUAUAUCCCUCCCAAAAGGAAAAAUGGAGGGAGAUAUUGAUAUUGAAGGCCCAUCUGCAAAAGGAGGAAAAUUUCAAAUGCCCAAGUUUGACAUUUCUUUGCCCAACAUCAGAUCACCUGAAGGUGAGGUCAGUGUUGAGGGGCCGGAAGUCAAAGGUGGGAAGUUUGAAAUGCCUUCCAUUGAUAUUUCAUUACCCAAAGGAAAAAUGGAGGGAGAUGUUGAUGUUGGUGGGUCUUCAGGAAAAGGUGGUAAGCUUCACAUGCCAAAAAUUGAUCUCUCUCUUCCAAAAGUAAAAUUACCUGGAGGUAAAAUGAAUGUUGAAGGACCUGAUGUGGAAGGAGGGAAAUUUGCCGUGCCAUCCAUUGAUAUAUCCCUCCCAAAAGGAAAAAUGGAGGGAGAUAUUGAUAUUGAAGGCCCAUCUGCAAAAGGAGGAAAAUUUCAAAUGCCCAAGUUUGACAUUUCUUUGCCCAGCAUCAGAUCACCUGAAGGUGAGGUCAGUGUUGAGGGACCGGAAGUCAAAGGUGGGAAGUUUGAAAUGCCAUCCAUUGACAUUUCACUACCCAAACGAAAAGCAGAAGCGGGUAUUGAUGUUGAUGGGUCUUCAGGAAAAGGUGGAAAGCUUCACAUGCCAAAAAUUGAUCUCUCUCUUCCAAAAGUAAAAUUACCUGGAGGUGAAAUCAAUGUUGAAGGACCUGAUGUGAAAGGAGGGAAAUUUGCCAUGCCAUCCAUUGAUAUUUCACUUCCAAAAGGAAAAGUGGAGGGAGACAUUCAGCUCAAAGGUGACAUUCAAAAAGGGGGAACUUUUCAAAUGCCCAAAGUUGACAUUUCUAUGCCAAAAUUGACAUCAGCAGAGGGUGAAAUCGAGAUUGAGGGACCUGAAGGCAAGGGUAAGAAAUUCCAUAUGCCAUCAAUUGAUAUUUCCCUCCCAAAAGGAAAAAUGGAGGGAGAUAUCGAUAUUGAAGGCCCAUCUGCAAAAGGAGGAAAAUUUCAAAUGCCCAAGUUUGACAUUUCUUUGCCCAGCAUCAGAUCACCUGAAGGUGAGGUCAGUGCUGAGGGACCAGAAGUCAAAGGUGGGAAGUUUGAAAUGCCUUCCAUUGAUAUUUCACUACCGAAAGGAAAAGUGGGGGGAGAUAUCGACAUUACUGGGUCAUCUGGAAAAAGUGGAAAGCUUCACAUGCCAAAAAUUGAUCUUUCUCUUCCAAAAAUGAAAUUACCUGGCAGUGAAAUGAAUGUUGAAGGACCUGAUAUGAAAGGAGGGAAAUUUGCCAUGCCAUCAAUUGAUAUUUCCCUCCCAAAAGGAAAAAUGGAGGGAGAUAUCGAUAUUGAAGGCCCAUCUGCGAAAGGAGGAAAAUUUCAAAUGCCCAAGUUUGACAUUUCUUUGCCCAGCAUCAAAUCACCUGAAGGUGAGGGCAGUGCUGAGGGACUGGAAGUCAAAGGUGGGGAGUUUGAAAUGCCAUCCAUUGAUAUUUCACUACCCAAAGGGAAAUUGGAGGGAAACGUCGAUGUUGAAAGUCCUUCAGGAAAAGGUGGAAAGUUUCACAUGCCAAAAAUUGAUCUUUCUCUUCCAAAAAUGAAAUUACCUGGAGGUAAAAUGAAUGUUGAGGGACCUGAUGUCAAAGGUGGGAAGUUUGAAAUGCCAUCCAUUGAUAUUUCACUACCCGAAAGGAAACUGGAGGGAGACAUCGAUGUUGACAGUCCUUCUGGAAAAGGCAAAAAGCUUCACAUGCCAAAAAUUGAUCUUUCUCUUCCAAAAAUGAAAUUACCUGGCGGUGAAAUGAAUGUUGAAGGACCUGAUAUGAAAGGAGGGAAAUUUUCCAUACCAUCCAUUGAUAUUUCACUUCCAAAAGGAAAAGUGGAGGGAAAUAUUGAGCUCAAAGGUGACAAUGAAAAAGGAGGGAUAUUUCAAAUGCCUAAAGUUGACAUCUCUAUGCCUAAGUUAACAUCAGCAGAAGGCAAAAUAGGGAUUGAGGGACCUGAAGGCAAGAAUAAGAAGUUCCAUAUGCCAUCCAUCGAUAUUUCCCUCCCAAAAGGAAAAAUGGAGGGAGAUAUUGAUAUUGAAGGCCCAUCUGCAAAAGGAGGAAAAUUUCAAAUGCCCAAGUUUGACAUUUCUUUGCCCAGCAUCAAAUCACCUGAAGGUGAGGUCAGUGUUGAGGGACCGGAAGUCAAAGGUGGGAAGUUUGAAAUGCCAUCCAUUGACAUUUCCCUACCCAAAGGGAAAUUGGAGGGAGACAUCGAUGUUGACAGUCCUUCAGGAAAAGGUGGUAAGCUUCACAUGCCAAAAAUUGAUCUCUCUCUUCCAAAAAUGAAAUUACCUGGAGGUAAAAUCAAUGUUGAGGGACCUGAAGUCAAAGGAGGGAAAUUUGCUAUGCCAUCCAUUGAUAUUUCACUUCCAAAAGGAAAAGUGGAGGGAGACACUGAGCUGAAAGGUGACAAUGAUAAAGGAGGGAUAUUUCAAAUGCCCAAAGUUGACAUUUCUAUGCCACAAUUUGCACCAGUAGAAGGUGAAUUUGGAAUUGAGGGGCCUGAAGGCAAGGGUAAGAAGUUCCAUAUGCCAUCCAUUGAUAUUUCCCUCCCAAAAGGAAAAAUGGAGGGAGAUAUUGAUAUUGAAGGCCCAUCUGCAAAAGGAGGAAAAUUUCAAAUGCCCAAGUUUGACAUUUCUUUGCCCAGCAUCAAAUCAUCUGAAAGUGGAGUCAGUGCUGAGGGACCGGAAGUCAAAGGUGGGAAGUUUGAAAUGCCAUCCAUUGAUAUUUCACUACCGAAAGUAAAAGUGGGGGGAGAUAUUGAUCUUGAUGGGGCUUCUGGAAAAAGUGGAAAGCUUCACAUGCCAAAAAUUGAUCUUUCUCUUCCAAAAGUAAAACUACCCAGAGGUGAAAUCAAUGUUGAAGGAACUGAUGUGAAAGGAGGGAAAUUUGCCAUGCCACCCAUUGAUAUUUCACUACCGAAAGGAAAAAUGGAGGGAGAUAUUGAGCUCAAAGGUGACACUGAAAGAGGAGGAAAAUUUCAAAUGCCCAAAGUUGAUAUUUCUAUGCCCAACAUCAAAUCACCUGAAUAUGGGGCCAGUUUUAAGGGACCUGAGGUUGAAGGUAGGAAGUUUGAAAUGCCAUCUAUUGAAAUUUCUCUACCCAAAGGAAAAGUGGAGGGAGACAUCGAUGUUGAUGGGUCUUCAGGAAAAGGUGGAAAACUUCACAUGCCAAAAAUUGAUCUUUCUCUUCCAAAAAUCAAAUUACCUGGAGGUAAAAUGAAUAUUGAAGGACCUGAAGUCAAGGGAGGGAAAUCUGUCAUGCCAUCCAUUGAUAUUUCACUUCCAAAAGGAAAAGUUGACAAAGGUGCAAGGUUCCAUAUCCCUGAUGUUGACAUCUCCCUUCCGAAAAUGUCUAAGGAGGCUGAUUUAGAUUGCCUUGAUACAGAUACCAAGAAAUCUGGGGUGAAUAUACCUGCUAGUGGACGUGUCAGUGGUUCUAUUAAACUUCCUAAUGUCAAGCUACCUGUUGUUGACAUAUCUGCACCUAAAGUUGAUUUGGACUUUAGUCUUUCAAAAGAUCAGAGCAAUGACAGAGAGGACAUUGAACUUCUAAAAGCAGAAGGUGGCAGACCCUCCUCUGGAGCAAGUUUUGAUGUCCCAGAUGUGACACUAAAAAUGCCAAAGAUUUCACUUCCCAAGUUUGGAGAUAAGUCAAGACCUGGAGAUACAGAUUUAGAGAGUGGUCAUUCAAAUCUCAGCAUAGAAAUAGAUAGAAGAUCACCAUCUAUUGAAGUUUAUGGUGAUGGGAAGAACAAAAAUAAAGUACAAAUGCCCAAAAUUAAAAUCCCAUCUUUUGGAAUACCUGGAAAGAAUGCUGACACAGCUGAACCAGAUGUUGAAAUAAAGAUAAAGAAGGGAAAAGGAGACAUCACAAAACCAGAAAUUGGUGUGGAGAGUUCAGAUGAGAAAGCUAAAUACAAACUCAGAUUUCCCAAACUAAAGAUAACAGGGCCUAAAGGUAAACUUCCAAACUUGGGCACUAAUCUAAAUGUUCCACAAGCAGAAUACGAUAUGAAAGGAAAGGUCAGGAUACCCUCAGUGGAGAUAUCCUUGCCAGCAGCAAAUAUUCCAGAGAAGGAAAAUUUACUUCCAAAAGCUGAAGUAGAUGUAUCCGAAGCCGAUAUCAGGAGUUAUGAGGGCAGUUUGAAAAUUCCCAAAAUGCCAGCAAUUGACAUAUCAGUGCCAAAAGUUGACUUAGAUGUUGUGCUGCCUAGCAUUAAACAUGAUAUAUCACCUGGUUCAAGUUCUUCAGACAUUAACAUGGAUGCUAGUCAUGGUAAAAUAAAGAUGCCACAUGUCAAGAUGCCAACAGUAGACAUUUCCAUUCCAAAAGUGAAAACAGCAGAAAGUCGCACCCCAGGAUCUGGAACCGAGGGAGAAUCUGGCAAAUUCAAGAUGCCUCAAAUGAAAAUGCCAAAAGUAGACAUAUCUUUACCACAAAGAAAAACAACAGAGAGUGAUGAACUUGGACUGGAAACUUCUGAUCCACGCAAAGAGGGACAACACUGGGGGAUAAAAAUGCCAGCCAUAGACAUACAUGGUCCAAAAGGAGAUCUUGAGCUAGAUCUUGGCUUAUUAAAAGAGGACAAAAAUGAUAGAAGGAAGACUGAAUUGCCUGACAUAGACCUAAGUUCCUCUGCUACUUCUGAAAAAACGGAGGCACCAAAAACAAAAGGUGCAAAAUUUCAUAUUGGAAAACCUAAAGGGAAGAGUCAUGGACUUGAGAAAGAUGUAGGCAAGAUAGAAAAAGUGGAUGAGGAAGUUAGUGAUGGAAUUACAGGUGAAAAGUCAGACUUGUCUUCCAGGUUUCCUAAAAUCAAACUUCCUGAAGUAGCAAUCGCAGGUCCCUCAAUUAAAAGCAAGGUAGACACAGGUAAAAAAGACUCUGCAUCCACUGAGGCGACAACCACAGAGACAUUUAACUUUCCUAAAAUUGACAUCAAAGCACCAAAAUUACCAGAUAUAGAUUUUGAGUUUGGGACAACUCAAGCUGACACUCAAGAUGCAAAAGAAGAUACCAACAGGAGUAGCACAUUUAAAAUUCCAAAGUUUGGGGUGGCUCUGCCCUCUAUUGCAACACCUGAAUUUCAGCUUAAUGUUAAAUCACCAGAGGUAAAAGGCUCCUCAGUGUCCAGAGACACUGACAUUGAGUAUGAAGGUCCUCGGAUGCCUAAAGUUAGGAAAGCAGUGUUUGUUAUGGUAAAUCAGCAAACAGAAAAUUCCAGUAGUUCAGGACCAGAGGCAAAUAUAGUGACCAGUGGGGAAAAAAUCAAAGUUCCAAAAUUCAAAAUGAAGCCAAGUUUUAGAAAGUCUCAUUCAAAAGAAAAGGGAGCUGGUGUAAAUGGCAAAGAGGAGGCAGAUGCUGAAAUAAAGUCAAAGGUGGGCAAGUUGAAAAUACCCCAAGUCACAUUCUCUCCUGGAAAGACAGGCUCAUUUGAUGUUACUCAAAAAGCGGCUAUGAAAUACGAUGAUGGUGACAGAGAUGACAGAACCAUGUCUGGGAAGUUAAAGCUGCCAAAGGUAGAGUUUGCUUCACCAUAUACAAAAGAUACCAGUGAAGAAGAACACCUGGAAAUUAGCAUGAAACUUGUUCAAAAAGAGUCUACAGGGGAUAGCAAAGACAGUAAGGAGACGAAAACAAAAUUGAGCAAAAUCACCUUUCCUGGUUUCAAAAAGAAAACAGAGAAAACAGAGGAGAGGAGUCUCAGCACUGUGGUGUCCUCAAAGGCUAGAACAGAGAUGCUGUCAGAGCGAGAUGGAUCAGAAUCUCAAGUGCCAAAGGAUUCAUCUGGAUUUUUCUCAGGAAGGGCUCAAGGAAAAACAGAGUGCAGCACUGAUGAGGAUCAUGGCAACAGCGGUGAGCAGGGGGCAGAUGUUAGUGGAGGGACUGCCUUUUUCAAGGUGCCGAAAGUCAGCCUAACCCCCCCUGGCAUUCUCCAAAUCACGCCAGAGGGAUCUCCAGAGGGAAGCAAGUCCUCUCUCCACGGCUCUGGUGAAGAAGCUUCCGGAGGCAUCCAUAUCAGGAUGCCACGGCUAGAGUUUUCUACUUUGGAGACAUCCACACAGCAUGUAGUCACCACCACCAAAGAGGGAACUGUUACAGUGGUGACAAAGUCAUCAAAACACACAGUAACAGAACGUGAAACAGCUAAAGGGCGCAGUUCACCAUCACAGUGGAGCUCCUGAAUUGAGUGGAAAUGAGCGUGAUCUUUUCUAUAUGUUUUAAUAUGUCACCAUUUAUUUUGUUUUUGUACUCUGUACUUUAUUUUUUAUUUAAUCUAUUUAAAUAUUUUUCUGGCUCCAAUCUGAGCAUUAACAGUAAAUACACAAAUGCAACAUAUGGUAGUACUAUUUAUUGUAGAAAAUGUCUUAUUUGAAUUCAACAAAUCACUCGCUGUUCUCUAGUGAGUAAUUACUUUGUUGUCAUUUCUUUUUUAAAUAGGCUGUGCUGUUGUAAAAAUAAGGUGAAGGAGCACUCACAUUUUCUGUAGAUAAUAACAUUGAAAUGAGUGAAUUAUGCAGGAGUGUUAUGAUUUUGACCUAAAUGAUUGUAAAUUCCAAAUUAUGAUUUGGUUAGUGGCAGGCAAUUUAUUACCUUAAUGCAUUUGUUUAUGCGUUACAGAUUUUUGAAUGACGUGCGCUUCCCUGCCUCUUGCUUUGCCUGUUUGUAUUGAGCACAAACAAUGUGUUUUGACAUAAUUAGAAAUAAACUGUGAAAAUCAAAACUGCUUUUAUCCUGAGCUUAAAUGACCUAUAUUGAUCAGACUUACACAUUUGAUCUGUGGGGGGCUUAUAUUUACUUGCUAAUGCUUUAAAAAUGAGAAUACAUCUGAUAAUGAAAAAAAAAUGUUUUCAGCUGUUUAAAUGUGUUAAGACUGAAUACUACUGUUUUUUGUUUGACAAAAUUGGUUUGUUUUCACACUGAGUCACAUAAAUAUUUACCAUAAUGAUAACCGGUAAUGUUCUGAGUACCAGCAUGUUAUAAGACUAUGUGUGAGACAUGCUGUAUUAUUUUUAAUGUCUGUUCUCACAUCACAUAGAUUUAUUUAAAUUAAGCCCCCCAUUAUGGAUGAUCAGUUGAUGUCAUGGGACUUGAAAAGUACAAGGUUGGAUUUUUCUUGUAUAGAUUUUUUUUAAAGAGAGGUUGAAGCUAAUUAGCAUGUC
This is a messenger RNA of Chanos chanos (milkfish), 13149 nucleotides long. It is a transcript of the gene prx, whose product is annotated as periaxin. The transcript has 12 exons. The coding region runs from base 1 to 12171 and encodes 4056 amino acids. Gene Ontology annotation, molecular function: protein binding. The record is from RefSeq and is a predicted model, not a curated record. Gene Ontology annotation, biological process: regulation of RNA splicing; peripheral nervous system myelin maintenance. Gene Ontology annotation, cellular component: nucleus; cytoplasm. NCBI's taxonomy places the organism in Eukaryota, Metazoa, Chordata, Actinopteri, Gonorynchiformes, Chanidae.